CAAAGCAGGAGAGGGAGCUUUCGUUUGGCAACACUCGGGUCCGUUGGUUCAUUUUCUUCUUUUACGCGAUCGAAUCCAGAAGAAAGAAGCAACUUUUUCUGCGACACAGCCACUCCGGAACAAUUUCAAUAGUUACUGUCUGGGGCUCUUAUUCCGUCGAAACACACACACGAACUCUCCAGUGGAAGCUCCCUAGCGGAAAACUUCCGGUGUUUCGGUGACGUACAGUGAAACUGUUUCGACAGGAGCUACGGAAUUCGGGAAAUAGUGUUGAAAAAAAAUUGCCUUCAUCGGAAAUAUUUGAUUUUUUUUGUGUGUGCUCCCUUCACGUACUCUUCGAAGAGCAGUAGCAGACGCAACAGCAGCAGCAGUAUUUCUACAUCCGCUGGAAGCCAAUCGCUGGACUAAAAGACGAGUGCAAUUAGAAGUAUUCGUAAUACAACCCGUUCCGUGAUCAGAUCGAGAUAAGAAGCACGAAGAGUUUAGAAAACAGCCCAAAGAAGAGGCUAAAGAGUUAAAAAAAUAGCGAGUGAGAUCAGCAAAAGAUCAUCGUCAAUGCACGAGUAAUUGGGAAUUCGAAUUGGGAAGAGAAGAAAUUAUCAAAAUAGUUGCCCCGCUGGUCGGUAUCCGGCUCGAAGUUUGAAAAAAGUGUUCGUUGAGAGUGAGUAUUAUUCCCUCUUCCCAUCCGUGUGUACAUAUUGUGUAAAUACAGCCAAAACAAGAGGAGAAGGGGCCACAGUUUGAUAUCUAUCAGUUGAUUGAUUUGUGGCGAUUUUUCGCGUUUCACGCCAAGUGGAUUGUGCGUGCAUCUGGCCAAGUGUGUGUAUGUAAGUGUUUGUGCGCGGUGUGCAUGUGUACCGUGUUUUUCUCAGUGCUUGAACGCGGUCCGUCACACACGUCAUAGCGGUGAGCCGGCUGCGAGCGCCGCAGACUCCUAGGAAUCGGACGCUGUUUUAGGACAGAGAAAAGGGAAACGAGAGAGUAAGAGAGGAGCAGAUUUUUGCCCCACCAAAGGCGAAGUGAAUUCGGAUCGACUGGAGAAGAGUAGAAGCGAAACCACAAUGGUGUCCACACGACAGAUGACAGGUGCCGCAAUAGAGGAAAGCACACUUUAUCUGUUUCGCUCCUCGGCCAGCAGCAGUAGCUCUAACCAGUCAGCCUCGACCCGUUCCAGUGCCGCCACCUCCUCUCAGAGCCAGACCAAUGUCACCACAAAUGCCACCAACACUAGCAGCAACAGCAGUCCCAACAAUAACAACAGUGCAGUAGUGGCAGUGCCCAAUUCACAGCAAAUGCAGUUGCCCCCCGAUCGUAGCCUGAACCUGCUGGAUUUACCCGUCGAGAUCCUGGGACACAUAUUAUCCUACACGGGUUACAAGAAAGUGGCACAGAUGCGAGUGAUAUCACACCAAAUGAACAGCGUGUGUAGUUCGAUACUGAACUCAACCUUCCAAAAGUUGCAAACGCAGAUGUUGAAUCGCUUCCAGAUAGUGAAAGCAAAAAUGCCACGCAGAGAAUCUGCCCGACGAAAUCAUCCGCUGGCGUGCGAGUGCGAUAUUCUUGAGACGUGUUCGAUGCGUCUAUCGCUACUGCAGAUGACAUUCGGCAAACAUAUCGAGAGGAAACACUGCUGUUUCUUUCCUGGCGGGGUAAGUGGGAUAGAAUUGUAUACCGAGAAGAUUUCAGGGCGCCAUCAUGGGCCAUCAUCGGAAGGCCGGAGUAUAAUCAUUUCAACCUCCAUUUUAUCCCGCGACACGUCACACUCGAGCUCGUCCUCGCCGCCCCAAAGCAACAUGGUACUCCGGAAGGGUAUCCGCAAAAUAAAACAGGGAAUGAAACGAUACAAUAAUCAAUUAUCGGUGUUACGCAGCGAGUUGCGUACUUGCAAGCGGAAGGCAACCGAGCAGGCGAAACAAAUUGGCGAACAGCAGAAGCUGCUGGCGGAGCAGCAAAAGCAAACACUCGAGUAUGCAAAUCGGCUCGACGAGAACGACAAAAAGAACGAGGAGAUUUCGCGGAAGUUUUCCACGCUGCUGCAGGAACUGAACAAGUGCAAAACCGAGCUCCAGUAUUGGCGCUCGAAAAGUCCGAUCACACCGAACUGCAACGCCUGCGGGCAAGCCAUCGUCGCCAUGCCUCCGGAGGAACUGCAAGCGCUGGUUAACCAAGGCGUUCGGCCGGAAGAGAUGGACCUGCCGCCGAUCGCCGAAGAGCCCGCCGAUGUCGAGGAGGUCAUCCGAAUCGAGAACGCUUUCGAUGUCGACGCCCAACCCAUGUCUCCGCUGCCCCCAUCAGCUGCAGCGAUGGCAGCACAAGCCGCAACCGGCGGUUCACCCAGGAGUGCAAAACGGAAGUACGAAUGCAUCAUCGAAAGUGCCAGCGAUGACGUGACUUUGACUGGUUCGCCGUCCACUAGUGGUAGUAGCGAUUCAGGCUCAGGUUCAUCAUCACCCCUUAACCCACCAUUCGCAUCCGCUCCGUUUGCUUCUCUUGUGGCAUCCUACUCAUCUGCGGCCGGGCCCUCCUGUGCACCGUUAUUGAUGCACUCCGCGGCAGCAGUAGCAACAGCAUCAUCAUCAUCAUCGCCUGUAGCAGCAGCAUCAUCGUCAUCAUCUUGUCCACCUUUUUCUUCGGCUGUGUUGUCUGCUUUGGCACCCACCUGUUCCUCCACGUUCCCACACACCACCCAGACAACUCACCUUCCCCCCGCAUCGGCUGCCGCAGCAACAUCAAAUAUUUCCUCCAACAUGAACGGUGGCAGUGGUAACAAUAGUGAUAGUGUUAAUCAUAAGAAACUACGAAGAGUACAAAAUAAAGCUAGAUCACAAACUAAUCACAAUAAUCAUAAUAAUAGUAGCAACGUCGUGACUAACACGAACACAAAGGCAACUAGAAGUAAGAAUAUGGAGAAGUAAAUUGUUGUAUCCUCCCUCCCUCCCAAGUUUGAUUUGAAUUAUUUGAAUACGAAGCGGAAAUCGCUUCAAUUAGAAGAGUAGUAGUGAUAUGAUUUAUUAGCGAAGAAACAAAACAACAAAUUCAGCAGAUUGAAGAUUUGAAGAGAAUUACAAUAUCUAGGUAUAUUUUGUACGAUUAUCUUCAUGUAUAAGCUAUGUUUAAACCACCUUAUAUUGUAUCUACUAAACUUUCAUAUAUUUUCCUUUUUCGUUCCACGUACUUGUUAAUUAAACCCGAAUCAAACCAAACACAUACACAGAAGAGCAGGCAAGGAUCUAAACAUUCUGAUAUGCUCACAGGUACAUCCCCUAAUUUGAAUUUUGCGACUUAUGGAACAAUCGCUCGAAUAUGUAUCGUUUAUUGUGAAGGUUUUUCAUAAAUGAGGAGAAGAGUCAGUUGAAACUAAAGUUCGUUCUCAAAACAUUACUUUAGAUGAUUAGAUUGCAAGGUUCCAGCCAGGACAGGCAAUUCAAGCUUAUUUGUUUUAUUAAUUUAGAUUGCAUGGGAAAACUCAUCUGCAACGCCACAUCGUUCCUUCGUAGUUUAUCAACACUUUUGAGUCAUAAUUGUCAUCAGAAGCACUAAAGAGAUUAACCCAAAUUGCUAUUUUGUGUCGAUUUUUUUAUUUAUUCAAAAGUGAGAUGUUUCUGAGAGUUUAGAACUAUCUCAAUCAUCGAUCGAGUUUCCACUUGCUGCGAUUACGGCCUCCACAGGCUCCCGGAACGCACGGCAGGUCCUAAUGUUUGUCUGAGGCUUGCUGUAGUCGGACGGCGUUUAGAACAGUCCUUGGCCUACAUGACGUGCCAUACUAAGUAAUCCAGCGGAUCAGAUCGGAGGAUGUGGAUGGCGGCCACAUAUCCUUCGCCCAGAACGACAGAUGUUCCUGCAACCACUUCUGAGUGUAGUUCGAUGUGUGCCACGGAUCCCCAUCUUGGUCCUUGAUCCAUGGAAGAACAUACUUGGAUAAAAUCCGGAUGUACGAGGGCAGUCCGUUAAGUACUUAACCUAUACAAAAAAUGGAAAAGUGGUGAUUUAUUUCUCAACAUAGUCUCCUUCUAGCUCGAUACACUUGACCCAGCGAUGCUCCAACUUCUUUAAUCCAUCUUAAAAAAUACGUUUUCUCGAGGUCUACAAAGUAGGCCUCCGUGGCGGCGAUGACCUCCUCAUUCGACUCAAAUUUCUGCCCGGCGAGUGACUUUUCAAUGUUUGGAAACAAAAAAAAAAUUGCACGGUGCCAUAUCUGGAGAAUACGGUGGAUGGGGCAGCAGUUCGUAGUGCAAUUCGACCAAUUUGACCGUGGCGACGGCAGAGAUGUGAGCCGGCUCAUUGUCAUGAGCCCUGUGCCCGUUUUGGCCUUCUCCAGGUAGUCGAUGUAGAUCACACCUUGUGAAUCCCCGAAAACGGUGGACAUCACCUUUCCGGCCGAUAGGACAGUCUUCGCCUUCUUCGGACCACCUUUGCAGGGUGAAGUCCGCUGUUUUGACUGUUCCUUUGUCUCUGGUGUGUACCAGUAAGAUCCAUGUUUCGUCGAAGGUCACAAAACGACGCAGAAACUCCUUCGGUUUGCGUUUAAACUGCGUCAAACACUGCUCUGAAGUGGUCCCAGGGUUGCGCUUGUUGUCCGGAGUGAGCAAACGCGGCACCCAUCGCGUCGACAGCUUUCUCAUGCCCAAAAUUUCAUGCAGGAUGUGACUCAUGCGGUCUUUUGAGAUGCCUACUGUUUGUGCUAUCUCGCGCACCUUCAAUCGGCCGUCUGCAAAUAUGAGAUCGUGGAUUUUUGUCACGAUAUCCUCUGUGGUAGCCGUUUUCGGGGCACCGGGGUGUGGCUCAUCAAGAACGAUUUCCUUUUCAAAAACAUGAAUCGAAUCACCGAUCGAUAUUGCUCUUUUUCCAUUUUUCUAAAUUCCGCGGACACGCCCACUUGACCUCGGACGACCUGUGGUCACCUUCGCGGAUAGCUCUCCUUUCUUAUCUUAGUCUACGACCCUUUCUACGGUCCACCGGGACACUCCCACGGCGAUUGAAAUGUCUUUUUGCGACAUUUGCGCGUGGGACAAAUCACGAAUACGCUGCCAUUUCGUCAUGACGCAACUGUCUGAUUAGGGAAAUCGAAUUCUUUUACGUGCAGCCUAUUACGAUAUAAAUUAUAGCUUAGGUGCAUGCAAAGAAAACCAAAGCAUUGUAUGGACAGGUGAAAUGGGAUCCUUAUUUAUACGAUGUUGUAAACAUUAUCAUGCAUACGGUGCCACGAGAAUCUAUGACAUUUUCAAAAUCCGCUGUGAGACAUAUGAUUCCAACGAACGGCACCGCAUAUCAUCCAUAUCCUUGUCUGAAUGAGUCUGGUCAGCUUUCGACGGAAAACUGUGCUCGUCUCCAUAGCUGUCGUCAGUGGAUAGUAAUUGAGUAAGCGCCAUUCUGGAUCGUUAUUGCACAAUGGUUCUCAUAAUCCAGCUCCUCGUCCUUUUAUGGACAAUCUGUUGGUUAAACUGAGCGGCCAUUUUGUACCUCUCUUUCAUCAUUCCGAGUCACCUUUUCACUCUUCUUCAAAUUCUGUUUGACAACUGCCCAAUAUUUUUCUAUUUUGAGGCCUGUUGAGGUCAGUUAGGUUGAUUGUUGUCCUUUUCGAAGAAAACCACUUUCGAUACCACUGUAGUGACAGCUUGCAUAGUUAGGCCAAAUUAUUGCAUGUCCGUUGUUAGCUUUAAUGAACGCAAGAAUAUGUGUUUUCAGGCACUCCUGUACAUCUUGGAAUCCAUAACCUUGUUUGUCUUAGAAAUUUGUGUUUUUCUGUUCGCAGUUGCCAAUACCUUCCCAGAUCUUCUUGUGAAUUUAUCGUCGAAAACGAAUUUGGACUUGCUAGGGACAUCACCUCGACCAGUGGCUUUGUAGCUCAUCGGGGAGCUUACCACAAUCCUUCUUCACGUACGUUUCGUUCGUCCAUAAAGGUGCAUCCUUCUCGAUACGUCUUUUGGUCACUAGAUUCUGCUUCAGUGUCCUGUUUGGUUGCUUACUGGUCUGAAAAGAUCGAGAACGAAACUUCUGACGGUGCAUUGGCGGGCGUUGAAUUUCUUGGCGACAUCGUAACCCGACAGGCCUGGGUUUGCCAUAAUCGUUUUCAAUACCUCCAAAUGCAUCUUCCGAUUCUUAGUUCCACUACGACGCUUACUAUGAUCCUGUCGAUUUAUACUAUACCGCUCACGGAAAUGUCCAUAUUCGGGUCGCUGCUUCUAUCGAGUAUAAUUUUUUUUUAAACAAAAUGAAUCGUGACGAACUUUUCAGCACUGGAAGAGUUUUACCAGUCUUCUCAAGCUUUCGCUUCAUAUUUGCCCAAUAUUUGUUUAUUGGGCGGAAUUAGGAACACUUCCACGGAUUUAGGUUCAUGUCGGUGAAAUUCAUCCCAUUGUCACUAAUCAACCUUAUCGUGGUUGAACCUCGUCAAAUUAAAUCAAAACAUCACACUUCACAGGUGAGGCAUUCUUCUUUGUACAACUUCUAGUUUAUCCUCUACUUUUUGUUUUCGUACAUCAAUGAUCGCUUCAGAUUCUUCAGCUUCAGCAUAAACAGAUUGACGAAGACGACUUUUCUCCAGUCUUUUGCGAAGUUUACGAUGGAAUCCGCUGGCUUCACAUGUUUUCUCAAAUCUGGUUUGGCAAGGGUCCAAAAAGUCUCAACUGGUGCAGCAGUUAAUUGAUGUCAGCCUGGAGAUCGAAAGCUGGAGUGAAGGUCUGGGUAUAUCUUCAGAUCAUCCGCAAAUAGCAGCAUUUUUGAUCACAGUCAUUCACGAACAGAACAAAUAGAAGAGGUCCCAUAAUACUUCCCGGAGGUACGCCAGAAGUAAAUUCCUACGAAUGCUUUGAGCCAAGUUUGACGUAGGCUCUGCGAUUAGUGAGAUAUGAUUCAGAGACGAAUGAAUUGCAAGAUUUAAAGUCUCUGUAAACAAAGGAAAAGAAAAAGAAGAAAGAAUAUAUGAUCGAAUCCACUCAAUCACCCACGAAGGAAAGCCCGUUUGAGACAUCCUGGCGACCACCAGUUUAUGGGGUACUCUAUCGAAGGCUUUAGAGAAGUCGAAGCAGAUGAAAUCGACUUGGCCACGAUAAUUUUCAACUUUGUUAAUGCUCCCGGAAUUGUGAAUCGGAAAUAUAUAGGGGCAACUCUUCACGCAUCUGUAAAAGUUUUGCUUUGCAGUGAUCGGUUGAAUAACAUGGCCAUAGAAAAGUUAAGAGAAUCAGCACAUUCUCUGGUGAAGGACGGCGGUUGGCCAUCAGUGCCAUCAUCCGGAAGAACCCAACUUGACAUAAUGUUCAUCGUCCAUGAUUACGCAGACUGAUUUUCCACACAGCAGUUGAUCAUAUAUUUUACGAGCUGUUGGUUGGGUGAAUGCGGCUAGUUUUUAAAUCGCAUCUUACUUUGGCAUUAUGGACGGCACUGAGAGGGAUUCCAUUGAUUCUGGUGCAACCGAGACUAAGCUUGGUGCUAAGCUAGGCGUGGAUGGCAUGAUCUGCAAUAGUGUUGCUCAUCCGGUGCAUAGAAAGCGUUGAUGCAACCAGCGCGGCUUGUGGCAAUUGUACAGGUAGUGUAGACGGACUCGUUGAUUGUCAUUAGCUAGGAUUGUGUAGCUUCCAUGCUUGCAGAGGCAACUGAUGUGUAUAUACGUUAGGGUGAAUCGAGCUAGAAGCUUCGGCAUCGGGUUCCGUUCAACUUCGAAGCUGGUUGAUAUGCAAACGUAUCAUCCGGCUAUUCUCAAUCCACACGUAGAAGAUCAUUUGUCCAGAACGCUCCCUAAUGAUCCCUGUUAUACACUUCUAUGAGUUCUUGGAGUGCAUCUUGGCCUGGAUCGCAUCACCUUUCCUGAACGACUUCAGAACCUUUUGGUUAAUUGUUUCCCGAACAGCUGGUGGACGAAGUUAGUCCAGACUGGUCCGUAUUCUGCGCCCGAGCAUGAGUUCGGACCGAGAUUUGCCUUUUGAUGCUGAUACGUUCGUUGUUGUUCGGUAUGUCAGCAAAAAAAAAGUGGCCAAUGUAUCCUGGAUCAGUCUACUUUCCUCUUGAAUUUUCUUGAUCCCUCGCUUGAAGGUGGCUACGAACCGCUCGUCUUGGUCUUGCCCGUUGGACUGCGGAUAGAACGAUGCAGUUGUGACACGGUCGACACCGUUCUCAGGACAAAACUGUGCGAAUAGUUUGAAGAAUUUCGAUGAUUGCUGUGAGCCUGUGAUCGUCUUCGUUCUGAUGAUUUCGACUCACUUGUAGUAUGAAUCAACGUUGAGCUGAGCCCAGUUUAGGCACGACAACGGUGGUGCUUUGGGAGGAUUGUUGGCUGCAGCUGUGCAGUUACGAUGUGAUUUAACACAUGCAGCAAUAUUCGAAUCGAUCGACGGUCAGCAAAUGCACACGAACGCCUUCACGCGCUGGAAUCCCGGUUGUCCUACAUGGACGUGUUGUAGAUAACGCACCCGAAACGCCAUCGGAAUCACUCAACGAUCUUUAAACACCAAACACUCUCGAACCGUAGACAGUGAAUCACUCCGAUCGAAAAACUUUUGAUUUGCCCGAAUGUCCGUUCGUGAAUGCGGCCGUCCUUACUGGACGAAUCGAUAGACCUAGCUGAGAGCAGAAGUGGAAGGGGUGGCGUGCUGCAUUGCUCUGAAAUUGAGAAAAAGUGUGAUAACUGUAUCUGACGUGUUGAUUGAUUAGCCGCGAUUAAUCGAAUAUCAGAGUUACAAAAUUUCGUUAUGUUUACGUUUACGAUUUACCGUUUAGACUGUGGAAUGCCAUUUUUCGAUCCAAUGAUCCGACGGUUUGCAGUGUGAACCUCCGAUCAAACAGAAUCGUUUGGAACUUGGCCACAGCGAUCGCCGGUCCCUAACGAUCUGGCUGACUGUAGGCUUGCUCAGUGGCAGUCAGUGCUCUGGAAGCGUGCUACACGAUCUUCAUUAACCCAUGUGGAAUCUGUGACUGAUGGUUACAAAAGAGAAUAUAUUUGAAAGUGGAGAAGGCCUGGUCGUACUCCGCUGACCAGACGAACUUAUUUUCGGUUUUAAGGAGCUCAUCUAGCGGAUACCGCGCCGUACGCAUGUUGGACGAAAUUCCCAUAGUGGUUUAUCGCUCUUUUGGCGCCAACCUGUGGUAGAUAGCUUUGACUAUUGCAGGAUACGGACGCAGACCUUCCCCGUCGAUGUGAUGUCCCGGGCGUUUGAUCUCAGGCGUUCAGUUGGAAUCGUUUGAGACUCACAGGGGACUUCGACAAGGCGAUGGACUCUCCUGGAUGCUCUUCAACGUGACGCUAGGAGGUUUUAUGCGGGACACGAUUUCAACAACAAAUUCAAUCAGUUUAUUUGCAUCUCCAAUGAUGUAGACAAAAUUGGAAGAACACAAACAUGAAGUCGGGCUGAUUGGGCUUGGGAUCAAUGCGCCUAAGGCUAAAUACAUGCUAGCAGGAGGUGCUGAUCGUCACAGAAUCUCUCUUGCUAGUAGUGUUGUGGUCGACGGUGACGAGCUCGGAAUGGUCGACGAGUAGUUUGAAGACGCAUAGUCAACGGAAGACGUGUCUACUAUGGGCUCCGCAAAUCCUUGAGAUCAAAUAAACUCCGACCCCGUACGAAGUGAAAUGAAGAAAUUCUAAAAAUCAGUCCAUGCAGAAAAUUUACCAGUAGUACUUUCUGAACCGCUCUCAUGAAAUUACUUUCGUAUUUCAUGAGAGCGGUUCAGCUAUUCUAGUUCUUCACUCUCCUCCGCACAUCUCCUUGUGUCAUGGUUGGAUGGUUAUUUUUACGAGGAAGUUGCUCAAAAUCCUUUCUCACAUCUCAUCAUCAAUGCGCAGGAAUCCUAUAUUUUUAAGGGGUGAGAAACACUCUACCAGCCUUAUUUGGGAAGGGUUAACCCAAACAUCGGGUGGGGCUCUCACCCACUAAAAACACAUCUCCUAUCUGCUGCGCUGAAUAACGUUGUUUAUACCCUUUUUUCUCUAUUUAUCUCAUUCUCGUUCCGUUGUUCUCCGCUACGCUUAUGCAUUGCGCAAUCUUCCGUUUAUCCGUUGAGAUGUGUAACGAUUAGGCACUACCCUCCAACAUGUCGCGCAACCCGUCACAGCCACUCUCGCAGAAUUUCUCUUCCCAACGGAGCGCCGAUUAGGUUGUGCCCUUCAUCAUAACGUGCACUCCGUCACAGCUACUCUCGUGGGGUAUGCACCCGUUAGACGACUCCUUCCUUGACGCUCGCUCCUUCGAAACGAAUCUCGCAGUGUUCAUCCUUCCAGUCCACGAUCAGGCAUUGCCUGCACACAUUUUGGUGUUCGAAACUCCGCUUACAUUCCAUUUCGCUAGUAUCCGUUUACCCGUCGAAACGUGUACCGAUUAGGAAUUGCUCUCCAACUUGACACGCAAUCCGUCACAUCCACCCUCGCGAGGUUUCUCACCUGUCGAGAUGUGAACCGUUCAGGAAGCACCCUCCAACGUAACGCGCGCCCCGUCACAGUCACCCUCGCAGGAUUUCUCUUCCCAGCGGAGCGCCCAUAGGUGAUGCCCUUCAAUAUAACGCGCACCCCAUCACAUCUACUCUCGUGGAGUACCAUCCGUUAGAGCAGUUCUCGCAAAUGUUCUCCUUAACCAGUCAGGCGUUAUCAGCACGUUGGUCGGUCCUCUACUUCCGCUGUAGCUCGGGCAUGGUGUGUACGAUUGCACUGUUCACUGCGUUGCAGGUGCCGUCGUCACGACACAUUUCCUCCACGAUGUUCCCAGCGUGAAGGGCAGGCAGCCCCUCGCGCCUUUCGGUGAAUCUGGGACGCAGACAUCCUAUGUACCUCAUAGCACGUGUUUUGGAUACUAGACUCUGCUUCAUCGUCUUGUUUGGUUGCUUGCUUGCUCGUUAAGAACAAAAUCCUGCUCACAGGCGGAACCUUCGAACGGUACCACCGUAAUUCAUUGUGAUUUCCCUAUCUGACAGUCCUGGGUGUGUGAAAUGCGGCGGAACAUUCACCAUCGGAAGAGGACAACUUUAUUAACAAACUGCUGUCAAAAACUUGUUGCAUCAGUCACUGAGCGUACCGCUUUUUGCUCCGAUGUGCGAGCCGCCUCAGGAUGUCGAUGAUGCCUGAGAAAUUUUGAUCAUCGUUCCGACAACUUGUGUUUUCCUUUGCUGUGUUGAAGACUGUUCCCGGCUCUUGUGUAUUGUCGCAGUUCUGAUAGAUGUUAUAAUCACCUUUAAACAAUAGCAACGUCGACCCCAUCCAGCACAUCUUCUGUGUAGUGUGAUGACGUUUGAAAUGCGAGUUCCAAUAAAAUUUAGGUACUCGCAAGAAGGUUGAAGGACCUGUAAUUCUAUGCCUCCAGCUCACAAUAUCCAGUUCACGUUCUACCCUUUGGUCUGGUCCGAUUGUUCUUUUUUUAUCUCGUCGUGAGUUUCUGUGUUGUUUUCAAAGUAACGUGCCCUGCAACUGUACCAAUUUGUUCCCAAUUUGAGCUAUACUGAUUUUGGAAUACGACACGGUGUCAGACGCACCUCUUUCAACUCCAGUUCCAUCAUUUUAUUUUAACCUACUAAAAAUACUGAUAAAGCCCAUGAACAGGCACCAUUUCUGUUUCCACCCAUCUAGGUUAUUGUAAAACCCAACAUUCAGUUGAAAUAGGCUGGAUUGAAUUAACUAUACUAUUGGAUUGAAAAAUAGAACCCAAUAGUUGCUAAGCAAUAUCAUCCCACAGAUCGCAAUUUACGUUUGUUUUACGUCGGCGCAGGAUUGAGUAGUUCAACUGAAUACAUGUCAAGCGUAUUUAAUCCCAAUUUAACAAAAAGAAAGCUAAUUUAAAGAGCCCCCGCAUAAUACAGACUUUCUGUCAACCAACAGUUUGGUCGGGUCGGCCUUCUGGUGCAAAAACCGACCCAACUGAAUGAGCGUAAUGUGCGCACAUGCAUACCUCUCCGUACUGAUUAAGAAGCCGACCAAAUUAUCGGCCGACAAAUCAGUCUGCAGUCUGCGGGGGCUCUAAUAAUUUGCAACCAAUAAUAGAGUCCACAGAAAACCGAUAGACAAAAACACACACACACACACAUACCAAAAAGAAGCAGCAAUUAAAAAUUGAAAAAAAGCAAAUACACAACUGAAAGAAUGACAUUUACGUUCACACAAAGACCGACUAACAUAGCAAAAUACCAAUAAACUAAACAAUAGCAUCAACGUCAACGGCGAAUUUGUGUUGUAUUACCGAGUAGUCAAAUACAUCAAUAGUUGUAACAAUAAUGUAAAGCCCCCACCCAUUGUUUACUGACAGGUGACACAUGGGGAAGCACGCGUAUUGAAGAAAUGUUUUAAUGAUAGCAGAUCUCCCAGUGUGAUUCCCCACAUCAUCCACACGCAGUGAUGUAUAUUACUUGUGUAUGUGUUUCGCGAUAUUUUUACAGCCUUUUCAAAAUGAUUGUUGUGAUCGGGAUUAUUUUUCUAAAAUUAAUAAUUUACGAAGCAAUCCAUAAAAUUUACACACGCAAAUAACAAUAAAAAAAGGUGACAUCCCCCUAGCGCAAUAGAAAGAGAAUGAUCAGAAGCAGAAUCUAAACAAAAAUUCAACAAAAAAGCGAAAUUACAUAUAUACAGAAUACAUAGCACACACAUUGAAACUAAACAAGCAAAUAAUGCGAUCAAUUAGCGAAACGGUGUAACAAUUUCCCCUUCUUCUUCAACUCUGAAAAGGCCUGUGAGAAUCCUACAACUAAAAUACACAGCAAAUGUUCCAAUGGGAAAAAGUAUGAAUCAACAGAAAAAAGUUUAUAAACUAAUGCAAAACAGAGAAUUACACACUGAGUAAAAAAAGGGGGUAAAGUGUAGCAGACUUUUUCUCUCACAUAUAUACAGAAUAUAUACAACAAAGCAAACAAACAAACAAAAUAAUUAAUUAUUAUUUUUGUAGUAGAUGCUAGUUUUAUAAGACAAUUUACUAUAUAUGGGCCGUGCUCGGAGCGGGGAUAAGAUCGCAAACCGAUUCGUCCUCCACCACUCCUCGCACGCCGUCCGUUGGCUCUCAUCUAAUUGUGGUAGUGAUAUUUUCGUGAAAUUUCCAAUUCUGCUAGAGAACACUGGAAAGUAAAAAAAAAAGUCGAAAUAUGUGGAACAAGAAAACAAUUAAAUACACCGGCCGGCACACGGUUGGAUACCAUUGUGUAAUAGGUUUGGUUUUUAAACGAAUUCGAUGGACUCACGGAAAUCUUACGUGCAGGGAAACGGAAAUCAAAACAACAACAAUCCAAAAACGGAAUCGGAAAAUGAGGCAAAAAAAAUCAACAAUCAGAAUAGACACGGAUAUUGAAUAUUGAAUCCUAAAAACCUUUUCUACCAAUAAUAAUGACUGUUUAUAGAGCCCUUUCUCGUUUUCUCUAAAAGAAUUACGAAAAAACAAAUUUAGAACAGUAACAAAUUAACACACCCACAAAAAAACACACACACGGAUCUGGAAAUUGGAACAAUGAAAACCAAGAGAGAAAAAAACGAAAAUCAAGUAAAACUAAUUAUUCAACAAAAAAAAUAUGGCUAGGUAGAAUGUGAUAAACAAGAUAUAAGGUGAACAAAAAAAACACUAAAUAGCAAGCCACAGCAACGCUAAAUUGUAUGACAUUAGCGUGUUUUAACGUUGUUUCCAAAUCGUUGUUUUUAUUUCUUUCUUUUGGUCCGCUUCCAAUGAAUCAUGCAGAAUCAAAACAAAAAAUGAAAACAGAAGAAGAGAAACUGUUGAGUUGAAUCUCGAGUUUCCCGUCGUUUCUGUUUUUAGUAGCACAAAAAUUCACCCGAGCUCAUCGUUCGUGAUUUUAAAGACAGUGUUCGCUUCGGUCGGCAGAGGCGGAGGCAUCGGAUACAGAACAAGCAAAUGCGUCAUCCGUCUUCCGGCGAAGCAGAAUGGAUGGACAAGUGAAUAGAAAUCAAUUAUGUGAAAAUGAACACAAUGAAUUUUAAACAAAACCCUUCUCUGUUAAAUUGAAAAACAAGGAUUAGAUAUUUUAAGAAGUUUUUCUUCUGUAUUUCUCGUUGCACAAGAGUAAGAAUAUAUUAUUAAUCAAACAAAGAAAACUGAGUAAAAACAAGAAUAAACAGAAAUCAAAUAGAAAUCAAGAGAUAAAAAUGAAAACGAAAA
Molecule: messenger RNA, 14063 nt
Organism: Toxorhynchites rutilus septentrionalis
Lineage: Eukaryota; Metazoa; Arthropoda; Insecta; Diptera; Culicidae
Gene: dmpd
Exons: 8
Coding region: 1062-2915 (617 amino acids)
Biological process (GO): positive regulation of DNA-templated transcription
Cellular component (GO): nucleus
Molecular function (GO): transcription coactivator activity; protein binding
Source: RefSeq, a predicted model, not a curated record